CACAAGCACCAGACUGCGCAGCGCUGCACUCUGUCUCUCGCAUCGAGACCAUGUCAUCUCGCCUACGCCUGGGCACUUGCCGCAGCGUCGCCCGUCGUGGCUUCAGCAGCAACAGCAGCAGCAACAGCGUCGUCGCGAGUGGACCAGCAGUGUACUGUCUACGCCCGUCUGGUGCUCUGCCGUGUGCCCGUGUUCGUCGUGAUAGCCUUUCGCCCUUCACUCGUUUCAGCGUAUGUACCGUACACAAAGAAUCUAGCCGCCGCCAAGAAUGACCUGGAGCCCUGAACCACGCGGACCCCGCAGCGACAUGUAGUUCCCCGCCAUCACCAACUUCGCCCUUUCACCACCGCCCAACCAUCCGCCACGCCUACCAUGAACCCCGAUAUCCUGAAGCACUACCUGGCCGACAGCCCUCCCUCUGUCGUGCCCUUGGCCAUCAAGCCCCACUUUGAAGCUCUCAACGACCAGGAGAAGCUCUACGCUCACUACAUCUCCGUCGCCUGCUUCGCUGGUACGCGCAUCGUCCUCCGUCAGGUCUCCCCCGAGUCCGAGCACAUCUACGACUUCAUAAUCACCCUGUACAAGCAUGCCAAGGGCGACUGGAAGAAGGUCCAGAAGGACGCUGGCCUCUCGGAUGACGAGCUCAAGGCCUUCCUCGAGUACUCGGCCCAGUUCCUGGGCAACGCCGGCAACUUCAAGAGCUUCGGCGACUCCAAGUUCGUCCCGCGACUUGAGGCCAGGCAGCUGAAGGCACUGGCCACACUGACGCCCGAGACCCUGGAGUUGUACGAGAAGUUCAAGGACAGCAUAUUUGCGGGUAAAAAUGAGGAGAGCAUGCUUCUUGGCUACCCUGAUGGAGGCCAUGUCACCGCAUAUUACCCCGACUCGCCUGACAUCACCAAGGAGGAAAUCACUAUCAUCAGCGACUUCCUUGAGUCAAAGAAAUUGCUACCCGAGAACACGAGAGUCCGGAAGACGAAGGAUGGUUUUGACGUUCUGAUUGCAUCCGCUAUUCAAGAUCCCUCGAAGGAUGCGAGGGAUAUCUCGGAGUCGGAAUGGGAGCUGGAGGGUAAGCUCAAGGGUAAGAAGCUGAGACUGGUCUUCGGCGACUACUCGAAAGAGAUGGCCAAGAUCGCCGAGGCCAUCAAGCAGGCUCAGAAGUAUGCGCUCAAUGAUACGGAGAAGAAGAUGAUGGAGGAGUAUGAGAAGUCUUUCACCACCGGUUCUCUUGAAGCAUACAAGAACAGCCAGAGAUACUGGAUUCGUGACAAGGGCCCUAUGGUUGAGACCGACAUUGGUUUCGUCGAAACCUACCGUGACCCUCACGGCAUCCGUGGCGAGUGGGAGGGCUUCGCCGCCAUGGUCAACAAGGAGAGAACUAGAGCUUUUGGUGAAUUGGUAGAAUCCGCGCCCAAGUUGAUCCCUAGACUUCCUUGGAAUAAAGAGUUCGAGAAGGACAAGUUCCUGAGCCCUGACUUUACCUCGCUUGAGGUUUUGUCCUUCGCUGGUAGCGGCAUUCCGGCGGGCAUCAACAUUCCUAACUACGAUGACAUCAGGCAGACGGAAGGCUUCAAGAACGUCAGCUUGGGCAAUGUUCUUUCGGCGAAGCCUCCGAACGAGCCAAUUCCCUUCAUCAAAGAGAGCGACUUGGAAACGUACAGCAAAUGGCGUGACGCCGCCUUUGAGGUUCAAGUUGGCCUUCACGAGCUCCUUGGCCAUGGCUGUGGCAAGCUCCUGCAAGAGACCAAGCCUGGCGAAUACAACUUUGAUAUCAAGAACCCUCCCGUGAGCCCACUCACAAACAAGCCUAUCACCACCUGGUACAAGCCUGGCCAAACUUGGGGAUCAGUUUUCGGUCCUGUAGCAGCCAGCUACGAGGAGUGCCGUGCCGAGUGCGUGGCCAUGGCUCUCUCUUGUGACUUUGACAUCCUUUCCAUCUUCGGAUUUGGUGAUGGCAAGACCGACAUUGAUGGCCCGGCCGGCGACGUCCUCUACGCAGGCUACCUCAGCAUGGCCAGAGCUGGUGUCGUUGCCCUGGAGUUCUGGGAUCCCAAGUCGCGUAAGUGGGGCCAGGCACACAUGCAGGCCCGCUACUCUAUCCUCCGCACCUUCUUGAAUGCUGGAAAGGAGUUCUGCGAGCUUGAGUACACCAAGGAUGAUCUGUCCGACCUCACCAUCCGCCUGGAGCGCAGCAAGAUCUUGAGUCACGGCCGUCCUGCUGUCGAAAAGUACCUGCAGCAACUUCACAUCCUCAAGGCGACGGCGGAUGUAGAGAAUGGCACGAAGAUGUACGAUGAUAUCACGCACGUUGACAACUUCUUCGCGGAGAAGGUUCGCCCCGCAGUGCUGGAGAAGAAGCAGCCCCGCAAGGUGUUUGUGCAGGCAAACACGGUGUUGGAGGGCGACAAAGCCGUCCUCAAGGAGUACGAGCCAACUCUGGAGGGCAUGAUCCAGAGUUACGCGGAAAGGGAGUACAUCUGAAAAGCAUAGAAGCUCAGACGCAUUUGGUUCAGCACGCGCCUUGAAGUCUACGUAGUCCUUUGUAGAUCCUGCAUUGCAUAAAAUGAUGAUAGUGAAUUUUGGCUAUCACAGUACAUCGCUCUGGGCACCAUCGACCC
Molecule: messenger RNA, 2618 nt
Organism: Aplosporella prunicola CBS 121167
Lineage: Eukaryota; Fungi; Ascomycota; Dothideomycetes; Botryosphaeriales; Aplosporellaceae
Exons: 3
Coding region: 373-2481 (702 amino acids)
Biological process (GO): proteolysis
Cellular component (GO): cytoplasm
Molecular function (GO): metalloexopeptidase activity; dipeptidyl-peptidase activity
Source: RefSeq, a predicted model, not a curated record